Molecule: messenger RNA, 2476 nt
Organism: Diospyros lotus (date-plum)
Lineage: Eukaryota; Viridiplantae; Streptophyta; Magnoliopsida; Ericales; Ebenaceae
Product: lysM domain receptor-like kinase 3
Exons: 11
Coding region: 1-2235 (744 amino acids)
Biological process (GO): protein phosphorylation; innate immune response
Molecular function (GO): transmembrane receptor protein kinase activity; ATP binding
Source: RefSeq, a predicted model, not a curated record
AUGGUGUCUCUCCAGAAUGGCUUGAGGGCGAGACCAUUCACUCAGUUCUUGGCCAAGACUCCACCUCGUACUUUCACAGAAACCCUUACACGGGCUAAUAAGUACAUCAAUGCAGAAGAGAUGAUGAAGGUGAAGCGAGCUGAACAACCAGACAAGAAAGAAAGAGAAAAUGAGAUAAAAAAGCCAAUGGUGGAACAGAAGACGGACUAUCACCCCUCCCGAGCUCCUGAUCGCCUGGGCUUUGGGGGUACCCAUGGCAACCCGGUGAGUUAUACUCCCUUCAACGCUAGUCAAGCAAAAAUUUUACUGGCAUUAGAGGAUAAGGAUUAUCUGCGGCGUCCUCCACCGCUGAGCCUAAUGCCCCCAUCUAUGGCUGCCAAUGCUCUGCCCCUCCUCUUCCUCCUCCUGAUUAGAACUGAUCUUUUCUUGAAAGCCUCUGCUUCUGAUGUCUCUAACCAGUCGACUGGCGUCUCGGCUUUUUCAUGCUCUGAUGAUAGCAUCAAAACUUGUACUUCUUUACUCUACCAACACAAUGAUCUCAACAAAGAACAGAUUGCAUUCUUUUACUCCGUCAAUGCAAGGCAAAUCAGUCCCAUUACUCAUGGAAACAAACACAAUUACCUAGUAUCAGUGCCUUGUUCCUGCAAACAAGUGAACGGCAGCGAUGGGCUCACGGACGGCUACUUCUAUGAUACAUAUUACACUGUCCGGCCAAACGACACUUUUGUUAACGUUUCCAGCCUGAUCUAUAGUGGGCAAGCUUGGGAGGUUGGAGGUGAGGAGAAAAAUUAUAUUGUGGGAAAUGAAGUCCCGGUUCAUCUCAUGUGUGGAUGUGUGGAAGAUGAGUCCCAAGUUAUUGUGACCUAUACUGUUCAGCAGUAUGAUACCCUAUCGGAUAUAGCAGUGUUACUGUCUUCUACAAUUGAAGGGAUGGAGGACUUGAACAGCAUACUGAAGCAGAAUCCCGGGUACAUCGAUGUCGGUUGGGUUCUUUUUGUCCCAAUGGAGAAGAAUGAAGUCCCAGAAGCCCCAGAAAAGGCAGCAACAAAGGGGCACAAAUGGCCAAUAAUCAUCGGCAUACUAUCAGCUGUGACAUUACUUUCAAUGUCCAUGUUGGCAAUAGUCCUCGUGAUGAGAAGAAGAAAUAGAAGAAACAUCGAGGAAGAUCCAAAAGCAGUUUCAAUGACCAUGAGUUCCAGAAGAACACUCCCCUUCCAGAGCCAAUCCCUGAAUAAAGAAACAAUGCAUGAUGUCAUUUUUGAAUCAGAAAGACCAAUAAUAUAUAGUCUGGAGGAGAUUGAAGAGGCAACAAGUGGUUUUGAUGAAAGUAAGAAAAUUGGAGAGGGCGGAUAUGGGAGUGUGUAUUUUGGGAUAUUAGGGAAUAAGGAGGUUGCAGUUAAGAAGAUGAGAUCUAACAAGUCCAAGGAAUUCUUUGCAGAGCUUAAGGUCCUAUGCAGGAUACACCACAUUAAUGUGGUAGAGCUAUUGGGAUAUGCCAGUGGAGAUGACCACCUCUACUUAGUUUAUGAGUUCAUUACUAAUGGAUCUCUCAGUGAUCAUCUUCAUGACCCCUUGCUCAAAGGUCGCCAGCCCCUUUCAUGGACUGCAAGAACACAAAUUGCUCUAGAUGCUGCAAAGGGCAUUGAAUACAUUCAUGACCAUACAAAAACUCAAUAUGUGCACCGAGAUAUUAAGACAAGUAACAUCUUGCUCGAUGAAGAGCUCCGGGCAAAGGUUGCAGAUUUUGGAUUAGCAAAGCUUGUUGGGCGAACAAGCGAAGAUGAUUUGAUUGCAACUCGACUGGUUGGAACACCGGGGUACCUUCCUCCCGAAUCUGUGAAGGAGCUGCAAGUGACUGCUAAAACUGAUGUUUUUGCAUUCGGGGUGGUUCUAGCAGAACUCAUAACCGGUCAACGUGCACUAAUUCGUGACAAUCGAGAGCCCACCAGAAUGAAAUCGCUUAUCACACUAAUUAGUGAGAUUUUCCAAGAUGAAGAUCCAGGGACUGCACUAGAAUCCAUUAUAGACGUUAAUCUUCACCAGAGCUACCCUACCGAGCAAGUAUAUAAGAUGGCCGAACUUGCAGACUGGUGCCUAAGUGAAGAUGCAGUUAACAGGCCAGAGAUGAGAGCGGCAGUGGUGGCAUUGUCCCAAAUUGCAGUGUCCUCUGUAGAGUGGGAAGCAUCACUAGGAGGUGACAGCCAAGUUUUCAGUGGGGUUUUCAUUGGCAGAUGAAAACGUCUUCUUCAUGUAAUUUAUCUCUUUUAUUUCCUUCUUCUUUCGGUUGAACAUGAAGGAGACAUCCUGGUGCCAUGGCUUGUAAUGUCAUAGUUCAUCAUCCAUGGAUUGUACAUUUCAUAUUGAAGUAAGAGUGUUGAAAUAGUGACUUUAGAAGCUGUGUACACGUUGUCCAGGCUUGGAUUUCAUCACCUUAUGUAUUUGCACAUAUGUAUUCUUCAGCAUAAUACACGCUGAA